AUGAUAUGAAGAAGAUACAGGGGCUACUUGAACUAAGAACAGUUACAAACGAGAUGGUCCGCUUAAUUGAGACAGCAACUGCCCGUGUCUUGGCUGUUGACAUUGCUGGUAACAUAAAUGGAUGGAACAAAAAAGCUGCAGAACUAACAGGGUUACCUGUAAUGGAAGCCAUAGGGAGGCCUCUGAUAGAUCUUGUUGUUGCUGAUUCUGUUGAAGUGGUUAAGCAGAUUUUGGACUCAGCUUUACAAGCUUAGUGUCUCCUUGUGUUUCAGGAAUUGAAGAGCAAAAUCUGGAAAUCAAGCUUAAAACAUUCCAUGAACAGGAGUGUUGUGGUCCAGUAAU
Messenger RNA from Zea mays, 342 nucleotides. RefSeq names its product phytochrome C. The coding region runs from base 6 to 254 and encodes 82 amino acids. Lineage: Eukaryota; Viridiplantae; Streptophyta; Magnoliopsida; Poales; Poaceae. The record is from RefSeq and is a predicted model, not a curated record. The transcript has 2 exons. Gene Ontology annotation, biological process: regulation of DNA-templated transcription; detection of visible light.